AAAGCGCAGAAUUUUUAAGGUUCAUGUCACGUGACGCUAGGUCUCGUACAGUCACACUCAAGUCUCGCCAACGAGACGAUAAUCCAAGGUGAUUGGUCCACCGUGUGCCCUUGUACAGUGUCGUACACACUACAGCUCGAGAAUGUUUCGACAUGUCACACGAUUUGGAGUUCUCAGAAAAGUAACCUGUCAGGUACAACGAAAUCUGGGUGUCAGUGCAGUACUUGCACAGAAAUCUGGAACGGCUUUGGAUCCCAUCCAGCAGCUCUUCUUAGAAAAGAUUCGAGAAUAUAAAUCAAAAUCAGUUCAGGGCAAGCUGCUGGGAGCAACACCUGAAGUGGAGAAGGCUCUGAAGGAGGAGCUGGACAAAGUUGACCGCAUGUUUAAUGCCACUGGCAAAGACAUGACCAAGUUUCCCACCUUUACUUUCACUGAUCCACAGCUGGAGCCAGUGGGAUUGGGCGAAACUAAAGAUAUAGAGCAGGUUGAUGUGGUCCAGGAAACAGUGGAGGAGGAAGAAGAUAAUGAGCCAUAUUUUCAAGUGUAGUAGCAUCAUUACAAGGAGCAGCAGCAACAGUGUGUAUGGGAUAGCCAAAGUGACAACACAUUAGCAAGUGGCAGUAACCAGAGUUCAGCAUAAACUGCAUUGUUGAAUACUUGCCACUCAUGGAACACCUGGUAAAAGUCAUGUCCCAUCAUAAUGUAUUGGUGCUAAGUGAAUGUUCUUUCAUAGGUCAUCAGGAGUGUUGGGUACACCACAUUCAAUCCUUAUGAUGCCGGUGUUUAUCGGCCUCUUUUCAGUCUCCUGCAUCCUUCAAUGUCUGUGCCUGUCAAGUUACUGGGAAUUAUAAAAGAUGAAAAACUUUGA
Molecule: messenger RNA, 868 nt
Organism: Pomacea canaliculata
Lineage: Eukaryota; Metazoa; Mollusca; Gastropoda; Architaenioglossa; Ampullariidae
Product: ATP synthase-coupling factor 6, mitochondrial-like
Exons: 4
Coding region: 143-547 (134 amino acids)
Biological process (GO): proton motive force-driven ATP synthesis
Molecular function (GO): proton transmembrane transporter activity
Source: RefSeq, a predicted model, not a curated record